This is a messenger RNA of Daldinia childiae, 2694 nucleotides long. RefSeq names its product H(+)/Cl(-) exchange transporter 3. The record is from RefSeq and is a predicted model, not a curated record. The transcript has 4 exons. Gene Ontology annotation, cellular component: Golgi apparatus; membrane; early endosome. The coding region runs from base 1 to 2694 and encodes 897 amino acids. Gene Ontology annotation, molecular function: voltage-gated chloride channel activity. Lineage: Eukaryota; Fungi; Ascomycota; Sordariomycetes; Xylariales; Hypoxylaceae. Gene Ontology annotation, biological process: transmembrane transport; chloride transport.
AUGGCAAGCAGGAAUUUCAUAAAUCCACACGAGGAAGAAGGCUCGUCAUCUUCUACUAGAUCACCAAACGAACCGCGGCUUUCCAACAAUGACGAAAGAGACGAGCUUGACUACUUGUUCGACGGAGAUGAUGAGGACGUACUGGGAAAUGACCCCUUGAAUCACGAAUUAGCAGAGCCUAUGAGCUUCAAGCGGAAACAAAAGCAAUCCGUCUUCUCGCAGUCGAGUCGGUUACUAUCCACAUUAACGGGCAAUCGCUUGGGAUCGGCAUCCCCACGAUCACCGCAUUCCGGUACCGAAACGCCAACGAGGCUAGAAGGUCUAAACCCGGAGCGACUUGAUAAUACUUCUAAUACACCAAACGGUCAGAAAGAGGGAGCGCCACUUGAUUGGUAUGUUGAGGGGCCGGGCCGGAGAGUUGGGUAUGAGGAUCUUACAGCUAUUGAUUGGAUUUUCGAAUACACAAAAGAGCGACAACGUCUAAGGGUGCUAUACUCAAGUGCGACGGGAAUAGUUGGAUACAUACAACAGCUUCUAGACUCUAGCCAGACAUGGAUUAUCCUCGUUCUGACGGGACUUGCUGUCGGUGGAUUGGCAGCAGGCAUAGACGUAGCCUCGGACUGGCUAGGUGAUAUAAAGACUGGUUAUUGCACUUCAGGGCCCGAAGGUGGCGCAUUCUAUCUAAACAAGCAAUUUUGCUGUUAUGGCUACGAUCAAGGCGCUAAAUGCCUUGGAUGGAAGCCCUGGGCCGCGGCAUUAGGCAUAGGGUCUACUGGUGGAAAGUGGUUUAUAGAGUACUUCUUUUUCCUAAUAUUCUCCGUGACAUUUGCCUUAUGUGCUGGAUUCCUAGUUAAGGAGUACGCGAUUUAUGCUAAGCACAGUGGUAUACCUGAGAUAAAGACAGUACUAGGUGGUUUCGUUAUUCGACGCUUCUUGGGGACUUGGACACUCAUCACCAAGUCUCUAGGAUUAUGUCUUGCCGUCGCUUCGGGUAUGUGGUUAGGCAAGGAGGGUCCUCUAGUACAUGUUGCUUGUUGUUGCGCAAAUCUAUUCAUCAAAUUAUUCCCCAAUAUCAAUACCAAUGAAGCACGGAAACGAGAGGUUCUCUCUGCCGCUGCGGCAUCGGGAAUCUCUGUUGCGUUCGGGUCUCCUAUUGGGGGUGUGUUGUUCAGUCUCGAACAAUUGUCCUACUACUUCCCCGACAAGACGAUGUGGCAGAGUUUCGUGUGCGCCAUGACAGCAGCCGUCGUGCUACAGGCCUUCGAUCCCUUCCGGUCUGGUAAGCUUGUGUUGUACCAAGUCAAGUUUAGCACGGGUUGGCACGGCUUCGAGGUCAUACCCUUUGCCCUUCUCGGCAUUUUUGGUGGUCUCUACGGCGGACUCUUCAUCAAGGCUAAUAUGCGUGUGGCACAAUGGAAGAAGUCGACACCAUGGCUUCCUGGUCCCCUAAUACAAGUUGUCAUCGUCGCUCUCUUGACGGCCCUGAUUAAUUACCCUAAUUUCUACAUGCGAGCCCAAUCCUCAGAGCUCGUGUCUUCACUCUUCACUGAUUGCGCGUUGGUACUCGAUGACCAAUUUGGUCUUUGUAAGACGGGCGCUGCGACGGCCGGCACUAUCAUCUUGUUACUAUUUGCCGCCGUCCUCGGCUUUUUCCUCGCAUCUAUUACCUUCGGACUACAGAUCCCCGCUGGUAUCAUUCUGCCUUCUAUGGCUAUUGGGGCUCUUUCAGGCCGGGCAGUCGGCAUCGUCAUGGAGAUUUGGCAGCGCAACCAUCCCGACUUCUUCGCCUUUAGUAAUUGUGAUCCUGGUAGACCCUGCGUGACGCCGGGCGUAUAUGCCAUGAUCGGCGCAGCUGCUACGCUCGCGGGCGUCACACGCAUGACCGUCUCCAUCGUUGUCAUCAUGUUCGAGCUGACAGGUGCGCUGACAUACGUGCUCCCGAUUAUGGUGGCCGUGAUGCUAUCUAAGUGGGUGGGCGACGCAUUCUCGCGGCGUGGCAUCUACGAGAGCUGGAUUCACUUCAACGAAUACCCUUUCCUGGACUCGGGCGACGACGGUAGUGGCGCACAGCACGUGCCAGAUAUUCCGGCGUCGCAAAUCAUGACGCGCAUUGAGGACUUAGUCGUGCUAACCGCGACGGGCCACACCAUCGCCAGCCUACGCGGAGUACUCGAGUCAUGCGACUACCGAGGGUUCCCCGUGGUAAGUGAUCCGCGCGACGCCGUCCUGCUCGGCUAUAUCAGUCGCGCCGAGCUCGCGUACAACCUGGCAGCUAGCACGCAACCUCCGCGCAGCCUACCCCCCGAGACAGAGGCAUUCUUCUCACACCAGCCGCUCGCAGACCCACACACUACGCUAGACUUGCGCCCCUGGAUGGACCAGACGCCCCUGACGCUGCCCAGCCGCAGCACCCUACACCUCGCCGUCGCGUACUUCCAGAAGCUGGGAGUGCGCUAUGUGCUAUUCAGCGACCGCGGCAUCCUGCAAGGCCUGCUCACCAAGAAGGACUGCUGGUAUGUACUAAACGGCGCCGAGGAGGGGCGGAGCACCGGGAGGGUUGGCCAGGGAGGGCGCGGAAGCGGAGAUGAUGAUGACGGGGUGCCUGGCGCGGCGGGGGAACGGGGCGGUUUAUUGGAUCCUGAUGAUGGCUUGCUAGAUUCGCCUGCGGAUGAUGAUAGAAGUGGGAUCCUAUAG